AGCUAAAACUUCAAGGAAUAAUAUUCUUCUGUGUCACUACAAUAUCUACUCUAUUUUUUAAAUUACGAGUGUUUGUUUAAUGGAUUUUCGGUUUGCUCUAUUAAUGACUGAAAGUAAAUCGCGCCGGCGCCAAGAGCACAAUGUAAAUCUUUUCAAAAGGUCUCGUGUGUAGAAUAGCUCAAGUCCCGUUGUUGUUUUACGUAGAUAAAUAUAUAUUCUAAUGCGAAUUGUCAGAAUGAUCCACCAUAAAUGUAGACUAGGUUUUUAUUCAACUAGCAACGUGAAACGUUUCGAAGUAACCGAAGACAAAGUCCCGUGGGACGUUGAAUAUCCAGAAUACAAGCCAGUUGAGUACACCUCACCUGUUCUUAAAGGGAAACCAUGGGCAGAUCCGGAAAUUGGCGAACCCUCGUUCAAACCAAAGUGGAAUUCUCUUGACGGAAAAAUAAAUCGCAGGAGUUUUGUGGGUGAUUACGUUAUAAAUGAGGCCGGCUAUCCUUUAAAUCCCAUCGGUCGAACAGGAAUUGCCAAACGAGGUCUGUUAGGACGAUGGGGGCCAAAUCAUGCAGCGGACCCAAUCGUUACUCGUUGGAAACGAGACGCUCAAGGUGUUAUAGAAAAGAACGAGGACACAAAAAGACCAAUUUUGCAAUUCGUUGCUAUAAAAAGACGAGACACCGGCGCGUGGGCCAUUCCUGGUGGAAUGGUAGACCCCGGGGAAACGGUCUCAGCAACGUUGAAAAGAGAGUUCAUGGAAGAAGCCAUGAGCUCUUUAGGACAGGAUAAAGAAGAGAGGAACAAGUUAGAAAAAUCUAUGAAGGAAUUUUUCGAAAAGGGUGACGAGAUUUAUAAGGGAUACGUGGACGAUCCUAGAAACACGGAUAACGCUUGGAUGGAGACAGUAGCUUUAAACUUUCACGAUGACGAUCAUAGCGUUUUUGGGAAUAUAAUGCUAGUUGCUGGAGACGAUGCAUCUAAAGCCAAGUGGAUGGACAUUGAUAAUAGACUGAAUUUGUACGCCAGUCAUGCAGAGUUUAUCAGGAAAAUAGUAGAAAAAUACGGCGCACACUGGUGAGAACUACGAUUGCUUUUUUUAAGUACGUUUAUUUCUUAAACUGAGUUUUAUAAAAAAAAUAUAUCUUCAUACAAAGAAACAUAAGUUUAUCAAUUAAUUUGUACCACUUUACAAAAAAACGAUGUAUUUUAAACAAAAAAUGAUAUAUUACAUGUAUACGUGUAUGUUACAUAAGAUAAUAUGUUAUAUGCUUAACGUAAAUAUAUAUAAUCUAUGUAUCAUCACAGAUAAUAGUAUAUACCACAUAUUAUUUUGGAGUUAUACUUUUUAAGUCAUUCAAUAAGAGUCCGCACACAUACAUAAAAUUGGAAGGAGAAAAUAUUCGUGAUAGUUAAUGAGUUUAUAUGAUACAAAUGACAAGUUAAUCAUAGAAGCAAAGUAGUUAACAGCACAUUUGUAUGAACAAUAUGCUUUAAAAGAACACAAUGUUAAAUAAAUAUAUUUUUUCCAUUGA
Ceratina calcarata is the source of this 1529-nucleotide messenger RNA. RefSeq names its product ADP-ribose pyrophosphatase, mitochondrial. Gene Ontology annotation, molecular function: ADP-ribose diphosphatase activity. Lineage: Eukaryota; Metazoa; Arthropoda; Insecta; Hymenoptera; Apidae. The record is from RefSeq and is a predicted model, not a curated record. The transcript is spliced from 2 exons. Bases 221 to 1075 code for a protein of 284 amino acids.